CUACGAUAAUUUUCCAGGUUAUUACCCUAUUGAGCUAGAGAUAUACUUGGACCUAAAAUUCAAAAUGGGCCUGCUUGAAAACAAAAAGAAGCGUAGUGAUGCGAUUCCAUAGUCUUUUUUUUCUAAACAAAAAGAAGCAUAGUGAUGCGAUUCCGUAGUUGGAACUUGGAACCGACCAAACUGAAAAGCUGAGACGUCGAGAAGACACAAUGCUCUGGAAGGUCUCCACGUGCUAGUACGGAACAACACGUGUCUAAAACCGAGAUGAUUGGCUUCUUCUCGUUGGCUCAAUAACAUUAACGUUGAUCUAUUCCCCACAACCUGAGUCACAAUACAUCAUACAUCCCUACACGUUUGCAAUAACAUACUCAACACAUCACACACCGCCAGAUAAUUCUUUCUUUUAGGUUAAAAUGUUCGUCAAUUAUAAAAGCAGAAGAAAGAUCAAAACUCGACAAGAAUCAUCUAACUAUAGUCUUGAAACUAAACUGUGUUCUUGAAAGGUGUUUGUUAUUGUUAAUUAGCAUAUAAUUACAAUGGCGUCAGAGCAAGCAAGAAGAGAGAAUGUGGUGAAGCAGAGGGAAGUUAAAGUGGAGAAAGACAAAGGGAGAGACAAUGGUGUCCAUGUUACUCACGCUGCGACUGAGAGAGGAAGUCAUGGAGGCGGAGAAGCUGCUGCUGUGUUCGGACAAGAAGGCCCUGGGAGAGUAGGAGUAGAGCUGACGGGAGAAGGGAGAGAAGAGUUAGAGAGUGGCGCUCAUGGCUUUCAUGGAGAGAAAGCACGGCAUGCUCAGCUUUUGGCUGCAGGAGGCGAGGAGAUAAGAGAAAGGAAAGGUCAGGUGUCAGUCCGUGGUGGUCGGAGUGCAACUGAGACGGUCACCGAGAAAGGACGGCAAGAUAAGGAAAGUGUUGGGAAAGAUGCUCAGAAAGCGGCGGAUAUGGGAAAAGCUGCGAAAGAUACGGCGAGUGAGAAAGCUCAGAGAGCUUCUGAUUACGUGACGGAGAAGGCAAGGGAAACUGGACAUGUGGCGGCUCAAAAAAGGCAAGAGGCAAAGGAACAAGCUGACAGAGGCAAAGAUACAGCGGCCGAGAAAGCACGGAGAGCUUCCGAGUAGGAGAGGGAGAAAGGAAGAGAAACAGGAAACACGGUGGUUUAAAGAUUAGUGUGUUUUUUUGGUUUAAAGGGUUUUGUAUGUAAAUAACAAGCAGCUCUGUUUCAGAAGAAUUCUCUAGUAAAUAAAACUUUUCUGUUUCUCUGUUAA
This is a messenger RNA of Brassica napus (rape), 1262 nucleotides long. Its product is annotated as embryonic protein DC-8-like. The record is from RefSeq and is a predicted model, not a curated record. The transcript has a single exon. The coding region runs from base 537 to 1115 and encodes 192 amino acids. Lineage: Eukaryota; Viridiplantae; Streptophyta; Magnoliopsida; Brassicales; Brassicaceae.